Messenger RNA from Diatraea saccharalis (sugarcane borer), 4691 nucleotides. The record is from the annotation of a GenBank genome assembly. NCBI's taxonomy places the organism in Eukaryota, Metazoa, Arthropoda, Insecta, Lepidoptera, Crambidae.
AGUAGACAGUCGUACGUCGCCGUCGACGCGGGCGCUUGUGUGGUGUGUUCACUUUUUAUUUGGUACCCUCAUCUGUCACACAGCUGUUCGUGUGAUCUCAAUCAAUCAAAAUAAUCGAGUGUAGAUAAAUGUGUAGUAUUCAAUAUCGAUUACCGUUUUAAUAAAUGUACAUAAACAUUAUUAAAAUACGAAUUUGGUGACCAAAACAAAAGGAGUUUAGUUAAGAAAAGCUUAUUGAAGUAAAAAAUCCGAUAAGAUAACUGAUAUCGCAAUAUAAAUGUUAUCGUAAAGUGUUAGUGUAGGCAGCUAAAGGGGACCACUGCGAAAAUCGCGUCUUUCCUUUCUAUUCAACCGGCACUUAUGAUGCUGCAACCUGUCGGUUGCACAUUGAAGAGGUCGACGUUGUAUUUUGUUGACAGACGCGGUAGCUUUGGGUAUGCGAAAACAGUGAGCGGACCCGAUUGUUUGAUUCUGCUGAAGUGUUACAAUAGUUAACAUCGGUGGAUAAAUAAUGAUAUUAGGCAAGUUAUCCGAGAUGGCGACGCCUGAUAAUAGUGAUGAAGAGAAUGGUGGAACAUUCACUGACGGUGAUUUCGACGAUACCGACGAAGAAACCGUCGUAGAACGAAUCGGCGAUAGGUCGCAAAUACCUGUUAAUGAAACGGUGAAUUCAGAUGUGCAAAAAGAAAACGUGAAAUUGUCUAGGCAAAGUUCAAACGGAUACAUAGAGCCAACUAAAAUAAACAAUCAUAUAUGUGCUGAUAGUGAUCAUUCAAGUGAUGUGGACAGUCGUAGUAAUGGUGAAGCUGGAACUGAUUUGCGACGAGAUUCUCAUGGUGAUCAGAAUCCGUCAAUAGUUGGAAUUCUCGGUGACCAACAAAAUCAUGCAGAACAACGUCUGGCGGCUCGACGGGCCGCGCGCGCUGAGGCACGUGAGAUCCGUAUGCGAGAGUUGGAGCGGCAGCAACGUGAACAGGAAGACCAUGCUGAUAAAGCGUACGACAUGUACGGCAACUCCGCUAGCCUGCGAGCUACCGCCUCUGACUUCAAAGAUUCUGUGGGUCGUCGUGCAGGCACGCGGCUCUCUAAUUUAGGAUCGGGAGCGCUACACUCACCGAGACGCAGCUCCGAAGACUCCGCUGACGACACCUUCAGUAUCAAAGAUCUCAGGCAUGAGCUGAAAGAGGUGGAGGAGAAGUUCCGCAAGGCGAUGAUACUGAACGCGCAAUUGGACAACGACAAGGCGGCGCUCGGCUACCAGCUCGAGCUGCUCAAAGACCGGAUAGAGGAGUUACACGAGGAGUACGCACAGCUGCAGCGCGAGCAUAGGGAAAAAUGUUCAGCGCACGAGCGGUUGAAGCGCGAGCACGCGUCCCUCGAGCGGGAGGUGUGCGCGGCGCGUGACGCGAUCCGCGCGCGGGACGCGGCCGCCGCGCACGCGGGGUACGCGUUCGUGGACGCGGCCGUGCGCGGGGCCAACGGGGACGCGCGGGGGACCAACGGGGACGCCGCGCGGGGGACCAACGGGGACGCGGACGGAGACGACUGCGCGCCCGGCUUCGGCUCGGUGCCACCGCUGGCGCUAGUGUCGCACCAGUCCGAGCAGAUGCUCAAUGAAGCUGGCGAAGGAACUUUAGAUGUCCGAUUGCAGAAGUUACUCGCUUCUAAGCAGGCGUUAGAAUCAGAGGUGCGCAAGUUGAAGCUUCAACUGAACGAGGAGCGGGCCGCCACACAUAACGGCGUUCACUCGCAACACGACCAGGAGUACGAGAACGAACUGGAAACGCUGAGGCGAUGCGUAUCGGAAGCGAAGGCCCGGGCGGCGCGCGCCGAGGCGGAGGCGGCGCUGCAGGGCGCGUGCGUGGCGCGCCUCGAGGCGCAGGUGGCGCGCCUGCGCGCGAGGCAGGACCACCAGGACGAGCACGAGGAGCAGCUCAAGCAGGAGCGCCGGCGGCUGCAGCGCGAGGCGCGGGAAGCUCUCAAUCGUGUCGAGGAGUUGGAGACGGAGAACAGUCACCUCACCAAGCGACUCGACAAACUCAAGAAUGCAAAGUCAGCGCUUCUCAAAGAGCUGUGACACCCCUGGCUCUACAUCGCGACCGCCCACCAGUUUCCAUGCGGACCUUGUGGAAAAAUCAUUUAUCAUCGGCCUACUUCAUUACAUUGAGAUCGGUCUGUAGGAAUCGUAAUAGUUUGACUUGUCGAUUUUUAGUUGGGUUCUUUGAGUGAUGAAGUAUAACAUUAAUAUUAUAUAAAAGAAAAUCUAGAUCGUUGUGUACAGUCAACAGCACAUCAGCUUUUACAAAACUGACAAAAUUUCCACUACCACUUGAUUUUGAACCUUAAUAAAUUGAGUGUAGAGUUCAAAAUCAAUUGCGAAAAUUUUGACAUAUUGCGGUAAUCUGACGUGCAGUCGUGUGUAUAUUCACGGGGCAAUUAACGUUUCACAUUCGCUUUAAACUAAUUACGGCAAAUCUGUACGGAAGGUACUUGCUUUCCGUAUAACCAUGUCGAAACAGCCUCGAUACUCUGUCAUAUAUUGUACCUGUAUUACAGUCACAUGAAAUCACCAUAUUCGGUAUUCAAAUUUCCGCAAAUUUAAAUUAAUCUAGAAGUAUUGGAUUGCCCGAAGUAUUGGAUUGGAUUGCACAUUGACUAAAAGUAAUAAUAAACUAACUAAAAACGUUUCACGAAUAUUAAAACAGCAUUUAGGAAAAUAAACAUGUUGCGUUUUGAAUGCAUAAUAGUACGCAGGCAUGACCAAAUUAUGAUGGAUUUCAGGGUCACAGAUUCGGGCCCGGAUCUAUGAUUUUAUCUAACCAGGGCAGAAAUUUUGUAUGGCGCCUUUCCUCAACUCUAAGGCUCCGUGAAGCCGGAUUUCAAAUUAUUAUAUUAUAAUAUAAUGUAUGUAUUAUUUUACUUUUAUUUGAUUUUAGGGUUUUUGAAGCAUAUCAGUCCCUUAGCAGCCUAUAAGGUCGUUCUUUUUUUAACAUUAUUUAAUGAUGAUUAUGGCGCCCCCUAACACUGCCCCCCAGACCCGGGCCUGCACAGACUAGUACUAGAGCUGUAAUAAUAUUAUUUAUUCUAUAUGCAAUUGCGUAGUCUGAAACCACCUAAAAAUUUUGGUUGUGUUUUUAAAUUAUUUGUCAGUUGCACAAACGUCCGUUAAGGUUUGAUGACGCUUUUAAGCUCCAAUGAAAGUCAAAUUUGUAUGGGUAAUGUCGCUUGAAACUAAUGAAAAUGGAGAUUUGUGCAACUGGCUGGAAGUUGUAUAACCAUAAUAUUAUAAUUUAACUUAAUCGCUUAAUCAUUAAUUUUGUAAAAAUAAAUGUAACACGAUGUAUAAUUUAAAGAAUAUUAUUAUUAAUAGAUGCAAUUAUUUAUUUGUCAUACGUAUAAAUAAUAGAAGACAUAAUUACGUUGUAUUUUUAUAGGCUUUAUUAUAAUUAGGCGUCUCGAUUUAACUUGCCGUCUAUUGUAUAUGACGUAUUGUUUAGAUUUUAUCUUAUUAUUGUAUUCCUUGCCAUUGGUAUCAUACAUUGUUAAUUUAGCUAUUGUAAUAAUUCGCUUCAUGCCAUGGCUAAACGAACAUAACGCUAGGUAAAUGCUUCAUUAAAUAUAAAAGUGGUUGCUCAAAAAUGUACUGCACUGAAUGUGAUAGAUGAGUGCGAAUGUAAACGUCCAUUAUGAUGUAGCCUUGUUAAUGGCCACGUGUAUUUUUAUAUUUCGUGAAUAUAAUACUUUUUUAUAAUUUGAUUUAAAUGGGAAAGUUACCACACUCUUAACUAUUAUCUUAUAGCGCCAUUCUUCAAUUUACGUUCGGCAUUUAUUUAAUUGUGCAUUAUUAUAAGUUAAAAUACUUUGUUGUUUUUUAGCUCUGCAUAACAUGACUAAUAGAUAAUGUAUUGUAAAUACAGUUCUAUCAGACUCGUAGUGAAAGAUGUUGAAAUGAUCGAUGUAUAUAUAGUCGUUAAAGUUAGUGAUGCUUCGGUCACGCUCACUUCUGUGCCAUCACGCACCAAGAUAUAUUAGUAGAAUACAAUAAUUCGUCUCAUACAUACCGGUAGUUAGGUCUCGUAUGACUUCCAUAUUGCGGGUAGUGAUAAGCUUGAUUGUCGGCGACGAGGAUACUCACAACGUCGGGUAGUGUUUAUAAAUGUUUGCGAGUAUCUUGUAAAUAUUAUAAGCUUUAGUGUUUAAUGUGUCCAUAACAAGAUUUUUUUUUUAAUGCUCAUUGCAACAGUUAGUCUGUUUGUAAUAUAAUUAAAAUUUUAGGUGACAUUCAGGAGUUAUGGAUAACUAGACAUUUUAGAGAAUUUACAGCUUUUGACCGCCUCGUUGUCGUCUUUAGAAUGGCAUGCACUUCUGUUUAUGAAUAUUGUCAAUAAAAAAUCAAUAUUUAAAUAUAUUUUUAUUGGUAAUCGUAUACGAAUAAACAUAGCAUGUCUUUUUAGAGUAUCUACAAAUGUUAAUAAUAUGCCGCAUUCUCCAGCUAAAGAAGUAUCCGCAAGUCAGUCGUUUUGUAUGUAGAAUUAUCAUUUUGUAUGUAGGUAUUUUGGUGCUGCGUUACUAAUUUAUUGUUUUAUUUUUAACCAGGUUGACCAACUUAUUACGAAUUGAAUCCAAUCUUAUGUAUAAAUUUUAGAUACUUUGAAUAAAUUUCGGUAUAGAACUGUUGUUUUAUUUAUCUU